Messenger RNA from Bactrocera neohumeralis, 2268 nucleotides. RefSeq lists its product as uncharacterized. The transcript has 6 exons. NCBI's taxonomy places the organism in Eukaryota, Metazoa, Arthropoda, Insecta, Diptera, Tephritidae. Bases 1 to 2268 code for a protein of 755 amino acids. The record is from RefSeq and is a predicted model, not a curated record.
AUGCAACAGCAGCCGCUCAUCAGCGGUCUCUCACAUCCAACCACGACUGACGUCCUCAACGCCCCUUACCGCUGCUCCAACGGCAGCGACGGCAGCGCGAAGGCGAACAAAGAGGGCGACAAUGAACGGCCACCCAAUAAAAGUAACAGCGAGAGGAACGAGGACGACCUGCCGCCGCCGCCUGCGGGUGGUGAUGUGCCGAUGCCGCCGCCACCGCCGCAGGGGCAGUGGAAGCUGCAGAAACUCGUGACAGACAAUGAGCGCUUGAAACUUGCGCUGGAGCGGCAGAAGCAACGGCAGCGAUCCAUUAUUUCGCAAAAGGUGACAGAGGCCCUGACAGCGGCCGCCAUGGCAAGUGGCGGUAGUGGUGGUGGUGGUGGUGGUGGCCUCCACGCGACAAAAAGGCCAAUGACCGUGUCAAAGAGAAAUGAAAAGGGAGGCUACUCCAUGAACCCGACUGGCGCUACACUCUCCACGCACAAGCAGCAGCCGUAUCGGGAGGAAAAGGAGGCGCGGAGGAAGAGGAAGAAACCACCGACGGGGACCUUCUCCCCUCACCAUCCCCUGCGACGACCACGCUCCCCUCCGCGACGGCCGGCACCGGGACAAGCACGGGAAGCGGCCGGCCCUCACAUUCGAUGCCGGCGGUGGUCAACCAAAUCUAUGCCAAUACUCGACAACAACAGACCGACGCGUCUCGGCGGAAGCCCCUUGAGCAGCAGCAGAGGCGGCGACAACGACGACGACGAGGCGGAAGGCAACACCGCGAGUAGCAUCGCGACUCCUUCGCCCAGCGACAGCAGCCUCCCCCUUACCGUCACCGACCCUAGUCCGGACCACACGGAUCUCUUCUCUUCGGCGCUGAACCCGCGUGGGGCUCAACCCUUGGCUCGGCCGGAGGAAGGAGACAGCGCCAGCACAAAGCCAGGAGUACGCGCGCGCGAGCCGCAGCACCGAGAAAAGCGGCGCGGCGGCGAGGCGGCAGCAACAACUUCUUUGUUCUCCUACUCUCCUUCGUCCACCACUGCGACGACGAACAACAACAGCCGCCACCACCGCGCUGUCUUCGCUCCGUUUCUCUAUCAGAUUCCACGCACCCCCGCAGAGGCCCUCGCAAACGAGGCGAAGCUGCUUCAAUCGGUGCGGCUCCUCAGGAGGAAAAACGCGGCAUUGCAGAGCCGACUCUCGCUGGUAGACCGUCUCCUCUCAAAUCUGCAUUGCGCUCAGGAGAAGGACCGCACGCAGCACGCGCACGCCAGCGAGCUGUCCAAGCGGCGUGCGCGGGACAUGGCCAAGGAGCUCGAAGACUGUCAGGCGACUCGCUUCGCCUUGGAGGAGCGCGCCGUGAACGCCGAGGCGGAGGUGGCCUGCUUGCUCGACGCCCUGUCGAAGAAGGAGGCGGCACUGGCGGAGGCGAAGGAAGGCGAGGCGCUGCGCCUGGCUGACCGACUCAGUCAGGCGAAGGAGGCGUUCGAGCAAGAAAGGAGGCGAGCAACCGUCUCGCACGGGAACGCUUGGCGACGGCGGAGCAAGGAGACGGUGAACCUGAUGCGCCGCUACGAGCUCCUGAAGGGUGAAGCCGACGAAUCUGUCAAAGCCGCGAUGGACGUCGCGCAAAAAGCGGAAGCCGCACUGGCUGACGAACGAAGACGCUUCAAGGCCCUCUCGGAGACCCACCGCGCCAGUGAGCAACUGGCACGAGCGGAGAGAAAGAGUCGCUCUCCCAGCGGUGCCGACGAGGUGCAGCUCGCGCAGGAGCAGGACAAGUUCGAGAAGGCCGCCACAGCGAUGGAUCAACUGACAACGCAGGUGGCCACGCUAGAACAGGGAGCGAGAGGCGCAGGACGGCGUCGUGCACACCAUGAACGUCCAGCUCUGCGAGGCGUCACCGCCGGCGCCGACGCGGAAGAGAAGGAGGCCCUACAAGCUCGCUUGGAGGCCCAGACACGCAUAAUGCAGACCGCCCUAUCGACCUUGCAGGAGGAAAAGGAGAAGGAAUGCCUGGCCUUGUCACGGCAGCUUGGCGAGAAGCUGGCGAAGAAGUACGACGCGUCAAGGAUCCAGUUCCUAGCGUACUGGUCCGAAGUGGCGGCAGCAACCUUCUCCUCAACGGCAAACACGGCAACGACAACAGCAAAUCGUAGAAGAGAGGAUAAGGAAGCAGAUGCAGGACGGCGAAAGCACCGAGAGGAGGAGGAAGGUGGCGGCGAGGUCUUGGACAGACCAAACCCCACCACGGACUCGGCGCUGACGCUCGAGAGGUCCUGA